Messenger RNA from Belonocnema kinseyi, 2477 nucleotides. Its product is annotated as NHL repeat-containing protein 2. Gene Ontology annotation, molecular function: protein binding. NCBI's taxonomy places the organism in Eukaryota, Metazoa, Arthropoda, Insecta, Hymenoptera, Cynipidae. Bases 222 to 2303 code for a protein of 693 amino acids. The record is from RefSeq and is a predicted model, not a curated record. The transcript is spliced from 9 exons.
UAUACAAAAUAAAAAAAUCCGGAAGCUCAUUUUGAGAACCUUGAAACUCCCGUUCGAGAAAACUUACCUUUCAUUUAAAAUUUAAAUCACAAAUCACCGAGAAGCUUCGAGAGUGGAAAGAGAACCUAAAUACGUUUGUCUCUUCGGGUUAUUCUUAAACUUUUAUCUUUUAUUUGCACAAUUUACAUGUAUGAUCAUUAAUUAGUGAAUUUUCGCGAGUAAUGUGUGGCCAGGAAAAUAAGAAAAUGAGUGUUCAAGACACAAUUGAGGAGUUGACAGAAGUUUGUAUAAAUCUUCGUCGAAGUGUCGAAUCCGUUGGGGAUCAAAAAGAAAAGGAGAGGAUUGUUUUGAAGCAUAUAAAAGAGUUUGCGAACACGGGAUUAGAAAUUAACGAUUUCCAAAAAGGCUUGGAGUGGUUCAAUGUUUCCGAAGAAUUAUCAGUAUACAAACAUCUCGCUGGGAAGAUUAUAGUUCUAGAUUUCUUCACGUACUGUUGCAUCAAUUGCAUGCACAUUUUGCCAGAUUUGGAUGCGCUUGAAAACAAAUAUUCAAUCGAGGAUGGACUUGGUGUUAUUGGGGUUCAUAGUGCAAAAUUUGCUAAUGAGAGGGACUCAGAAAAAAUUUUACAUGCAGUUCAAAGGUAUAAUAUAGCACAUCCAGUAGUGAAUGAUAGCAGACUUUCCAUGUGGCGCGAUAUUGGAAUAUCAUGCUGGCCAAGUCUUGUUAUCCUAGGUCCAAAAGCACAACCUUUAUUCGUCCUCGUUGGAGAAGGCCACCGAGAAUCUUUAUUCCUCUACAUAAAAGUAGCCCUCUCUUAUUUUAAAUCUCUAAAUGAAAUUUUGAAUCACCCCCUGCCUCUGAAAUCCGUCCAGCAUCUUUUACCAGCUUCCAAAGGAAAUUUGUUAUUCCCUGGAAAAAUAUGCGUAUUAGAAUCCCAGGAUGGGGAAAAACUACUUGUUUCUGACAGCGGAAAUAACAGAAUUUUAAUCAUGGAUAAACACGGAAAAGUAGAAACUAUAAUUGGAGGAUACGCACCAGCUUUUCGAGAUGGAAAUUUUGAAAAUGCGAGGUUCAAUGCACCUCAGGGUGUCUGUAUCCUUGGAAAUUGGAUUUUUGUUGCUGACAAUGAAAAUCAUGCAAUUCGUAAGAUAGACUUGGUGGAAAAAGUCGUAACGACUGUCGCAGGAACUGGAGUUCAAGGACACGAUUAUUCUGGUGGAAAACUGGGAAAAGAUCAAGUUCUUUCGUCUCCCUGGGACGUGGCAAUUUAUAAUUAUAAUCAAGAUGAACGCAGCAUUCCUGUUCUUUUAAUCGCGAUUGCUGGUCUCCAUCAAAUCUGGGCCCUCUUUCUAGAAGACACCAUUUGGUGGAAGAAAAAGCUGUACAAAGCCGGAACUUGUGCAGCGAUUGUCGGAAGUGGAAAAGAAGAAAAUAGAAACAACGCCUAUCCUCACGCAGCAAAUUUGGCUCAGCCUUCAGGUCUUGCAGUUUCUCAGGAACUAAAAUCAGUUUUUUUUGCUGAUAGCGAGAGUAGCACGAUUAGAAGAGUUCAUCUCGAAGAUGGAAAAGUUUCUGCAGUCUGUGGAGCCGACAAAAAUCCAUCGAAUUUGCAUUGUUUUGGAGACGUCGAUGGAGUUCAGUAUUCAGCAAAACUUCAGCAUCCACUCGGAGUUGUUUGGGACUCUUCUAGAAAAUUAGUCUACAUAGCUGACACUUAUAAUCACAAAAUUAAAAAAGUCGAUCCUACUGGAAAUUGUACAACGUUGUACGGUGGGGAAAAAUCCAAAAGCGAUCAUAAGUUCAAUGAACCGAGUGGCUUAGCACUGAGUCCUAACAACGAAACACUUUACAUUGCUGAUACCAAUAAUCACUCGAUUAAAGCAGUUGAUAUCGAGAUUCAGAAAAUACACGAGAUAUUCGUGAUUUUGCCUGAGGAGAAAAGUAAAACAGACUGCAAAUUCGAAUUUGAUACAGCAAUCAGUGCAGAUGGAGGAGAAUUGAGUAUCUCACUCACACCGAUUUUCGAAUCUGAUUUGAAAUUAAAUUCUGAGGCCCCUCAGAGAUGGGCCCUAAUUUUGCCUUCUUCCUGGAGUGGAUCGAAUUUAACGGGCGAUAUUAAAACGCCUUCGACUGUAAAAAUUCCAAAAGGAGAAGGAAAACAUCAAAUUAUAAUUCAUUUAGAUGUCGUGGCUUGCAAGACCACAGAAUGUAUACCAAAGAAGGUUUCGGUAGUUUUUAACGUGAAUCAAAAGUCUAAUGCUCCUUCGACUGUCGUGGAAAAAAAGGAAUUGCUUUUGAAAUAGUUAUUUAUUUUCGAUUACAUUUCUUUACAUAGUUUUUAAUCAUGUUUGCAAUCUUUAAUUGAGUUUGGAAUUUAUUGACCAUGAGAUAUUUUUACUAACGCCUUUUUACAAUUUUUAUAAUUAUAUAUAGAAAUAGUUGAAUGUAUUAGCUUUUUUCGAAAUAAAAAAGAUUAC